GGCCGAAAAAAGGAAGAGUGGACAGUUUUGCCUUGAGCUUGCUCCAAGCGGUCUUCCUUCUCUCUGAAAAUCCGGCAGCUGAAAACUACUUCAAUACAGACAGAACCAUUUCAAGGCAAUAUGAAGGUCUCUGGGACAUCGGCAAUUUUCACAUCUUUUCUCGUGAUUGUGGACGCGCUAGACCUCAGACGAUUGUACGAGCAAUUAAACAAACGAGAAGAAAGGAUGCUGGAUAUCAAAUGCGAGGCCUUCGAACCCUUCCGUUGCCCAGUUGAUGGCAGAUGCAUAUCGAUUCAAUAUUUGUGCGACGGAGCACCUGAUUGCGAGGACGGCUACGAUGAGGAUCCAAGAUUAUGUACAGCGGCUCGAAGACCUCCAGUGGAAGAAACGGCAAGCUUCUUGAACUCACUUUUGGCAUCGCAUGGUCCCAAUUAUCUAGAGAAACUUUUUGGAUCAAAGGCCCGUCAUCGUCUACGUGACCUCGGUGGAGUGGAUCAAGUGGCAAUUGCUUUGUCAGAGUCGCAGACCAUUGAAGAUUUUGGAAACGCCCUGAACCUUCAACGAUCCGAUCUUGAGCAUCUACGGUCUGUAUUUUUGGCCGUCGAAAAUGGGGACAUUGGUAUGCUGAAGUCAUUGGGGAUUAAAGACUCAGAGCUCGGGGAUGUCAAGUUUUUCCUGGAGAAGUUAGUAAACACCGGUUUCUUGGAUUAGAUUACUGUCUUUAUUGUUUCCGUAUAACUCGAGUAUUUCUGCAGUGAUGAAUAAACUCCAAAUGUGCUGAAUUGAAAAUAAAUGUACAGUAUAUGUUUUGA
Tigriopus californicus is the source of this 812-nucleotide messenger RNA. Its product is annotated as IDLSRF-like peptide. The transcript is spliced from 5 exons. The record is from RefSeq and is a predicted model, not a curated record. The coding region runs from base 121 to 711 and encodes 196 amino acids. Gene Ontology annotation, molecular function: protein binding. Lineage: Eukaryota; Metazoa; Arthropoda; Copepoda; Harpacticoida; Harpacticidae.